AAUUUAAUAUUUAAUUUGUUAUUCGUUUUACUAGUUUUUUAUUCGUAUACAAAUAAUAUUUGUCACUAUUAUAUUGAAUUUCAAAAAAAAAAAAUUUUUGUCUAAGUAUAAUAUCCUAUUAAUAUUCGAAAAAAUAAUGAUUUUAAUCUAUGAAAAUAGUAUAGUUUAAUUUACAGAUAUUCAGAAUAGUAAUUCAAAUGUAAAUUACUAAUUUAGGAGUGGUUUGUAACCGUAACGAUAUAGUUGGCUUAUGUUAUGAUAUUUGAAAGCCAUGGAUACAGGUCAUAAUACAGUCGCUGCCAUUUUAGAAGAAGUUAAAGAAGAUGUCCGUACCUCAUCUAGUCCUUUUUCCAGCACAACACAUCAUCCUGUAAUAACUAACGAUGCCAAUAAAAUUGUCAUUUACGUACAGGACAAAAACCGUUUUGUUAAAACCGAACAGCAUAGUCUUUUUGAAAAUAUCCAUUCACCUCACUCAACUAAUUACAACAAUCUACGACCAAUUGCAGCUAAAGCUCAAAGAAUAUUUGCAUCAUUGGGUACUGUCAGUCAAGGUAUUUUAGCUGGACUCGCGUUAGCCCAACUAUUUUUGGGUGAAACUUCCCAAAGAUCACCUUUAAUAUUGAUGUCAUUCUUCUUACUGUCAGCUGUGUGUUUGUGUACAGUUUUGGAUAUUUUUGACCUGUACAAAUGUGAGAGCUUCAAACCAAAAUAUAUAUUAGUUUUAUUUUUAAACGUGCUAACAGCUUUAGCAUCGUUUGCAUGUACGACUUACGAUGCGGCUAUUAUGUCAAACAGUAAAGUGGAAGCAAAAAUUUCAGAAACAUGGCGUGCAUUAAACUGUUGCCGGUGUUAUGGCGCAUUAUUUGGAUGGAUUGUCAUUAUAAUAAUGAAACCAAAAGACCAGCUAGCAGAAUUUUUGAAUUCCGAAUGAAUGCACCCAAAAAUAAUAAUCACGACAAUGCACUUUCUUUAUGUACCAAUAUGCAAUGCCAAGUAGAGUUUCAUAUAUUUUUAUUUAUACUACAUUUUGACAUCUAAUCAAAAUAAUAAUCAAAAUUACUUUUAAUUUUAGUUAUAGUCCUUUUUUUUUAAAUUGUAUAACGUGUAUAAAAAUUGUAAUGUAAAUACAAAACAUUGAUUUUUGUAUUAUUGUUGUGAUAAAAACUUUGUACGGGCCAUUCCUUUCUCCGGCGACGGACUGACAACCCGUCCCGGAUAGCAGCGUUGGGCCUUCAUGGCCCGUUUAGCUAUAUGAUGAUAUUAAUUAUAAGAUAAGACUAUUCAUGUUAGGAUAGAUAUCUAGAUAACUACUAUAAAUUAAGUGUGUUUAAUACUUAAAUACCUGAUCAAUUCUGAAAAGGUAAUAGCAAUAUUAGGAUAUAAUUCUAAAGUAUUAGCUUCGAUGCAAUAGCUGAGAAGGUAUUGUGUUUUUAUUUUUAUAUUUUUGAGUCUGUACCAACGAUAUCUUUUAAGCCACUAAUCCGAUUUCUUCGUGUAGCAGCUUUUAAGAUCAGAAAUCGUACCUGUAUAGUGCUCAAUUAAACAAAAAAAUUUAAAAGUUUUUCCUUUCCCCUUUAAAAUAAAAAAAAACCCAAAAAUUUAUAUAUAGAAUAUUCUUAAGAUAUAGUACUACCGACAAACGUUGACAGCCUAAACAAUUAUCGUACACCCUUUCUCCUAAAUGGGUGGAAUUUUUUUCUUUCUUUCUCUUUUUCAUGCAAAGUUUUAAGGGUUUAUGUAUAAAAAUUAGAUGAAAGGUAGAUCUAGAAUAGGGCUAUAACUUACACAAUUUCCUCAAAAAUUUUUUUUAUUAAGGAAAAACUAAAAAAUAGGGAAAAAUUACACUUUGACUGUAGUCAGUUUUUAGGUUGCUAUGUGUGAUUUAUACAUACUACCCACAGAUUCACAUCGAAGCGUUUAUUUAAAAGUGAUUUUAUCACUUUCAGUUAUAAUAAUUCCUGUAGAUCUGUGGCCUCUCCAUCCCCACUAUGCCCCCGCCCCACUGGUCACUGUACUAGCUUAUAUUGUGUUAAAUAGCUUUAAUGAAAAAUUAAUAAUUUACUUGGAAGUUGUAAUUUGGUUUACAGAAACCCAUUAAAGGCCACCACCACACCUCCCAGGAGGAGGUUUCCUAACGGAUACACUAUCCAGGACGGCUUAUUAGCCCGUUGUUGGAGUAGGAGAUAGCGGCUCUUUUUCUCAGGCCGCCUUACCCAUUUGGCUAUUCGU
This is a messenger RNA of Adelges cooleyi (spruce gall adelgid), 2232 nucleotides long. RefSeq lists its product as uncharacterized. The transcript has 3 exons. The record is from RefSeq and is a predicted model, not a curated record. Lineage: Eukaryota; Metazoa; Arthropoda; Insecta; Hemiptera; Adelgidae. The coding region runs from base 272 to 934 and encodes 220 amino acids. Gene Ontology annotation, cellular component: ciliary transition zone. Gene Ontology annotation, biological process: cilium assembly.